UUAGAGUUUGCAGCUGUCGGAUAAUCAAACCUCCCCCCUCUCUCUCUCUCCUCCUUUUCUUUCAUCAAUUCUAUCUAAAACAUAUAGCUGCGCUGGGCUCGCUACCUAUAAUAUCUCCCUAACCCUUUGUUUCCACCAUUUUUUUUGGAGUUUCGGAGAGAUCGAUAUAUACACAUACAAGUGAUCAUCAUCUAUCAGCGCAGCAGAGUUGAUCGAAGUUGGUUUAAUAUAUACGAGGAGAUAGAGGGGUUGCAUGGUAGUCUAUUUUUUUCUCGACUACCUUUCUGCACAAGAUUGAGGCCGGCGGAAACGUAACAGCUUUCUUUGCACUUUUGAUGAAUUAGAUCAGACGAGGUUUUGGGGUUUUCCUCCUCGUACAUGGCUUACCAGCAUUACCGAUCGCCCUUCGGCGACACCACCUACACCAAGGUCUUCGUCGGAGGCCUCGCAUGGGAGACUCCCACCGAUGUAAUGCGCCGUUAUUUCGAGCAGUUCGGGGAGAUCCUCGAGGCCGUUAUCAUCACGGACAAGAACACCGGCAAAUCUAAAGGAUACGGAUUCGUAACGUUUCGCGAUCCCGAGUCCGCCCGGCGGGCUUGCGACAACCCUAAUCCGGUGAUCGACGGCAGAAGAGCCAAUUGCAAUAUCGCUUCUCUCGGACGGCCACGACCGUCUCCCCCUCGAGGUAGGGCACAAGGAGGAAGUCCAUACCAAGCAAAUGUGGUGCCACCACAGGGAGCAUCAUCUUCUUCCUAUAGUGGAGUGGCAGCGCCAUUACCACCCCCACCCCCACCUCCACCACCUGUGAUUUACCCACCAUAUGGGUACGCUGCCUACCCACCAGAUUAUGCUUACCAUCAAGGUAUUUAUAAUCCACAGUUUCAGCAAGCAGCAGCAGCGGCACAGUAUUACCCUCAUCACCAUGUGUAUGGAAGUUCAUCAUCAGGCAUGGGGUCUCCAUAUGGUUAUGGAUAUUCCUUGCCGGCAUCUAGGGGAACAUUUUCUGCAACGCCCCAACGUUUCCAUGGGGGACCGUCUUACCUUUACUACCCUACUCCUCAGAUGGAUGCCGCCGCCGUGGCCGCCGCCGCAGCUUCCUUCUCCCCUACCGCCUAUCCUCCCUCUCCUCUCCCACCUUUGCUCCACCCUGCCCCUAGGCAUCCUUUCCCAGCUUCCUCCUCUGAGCCACAGACUCCACAGCAAACCUCAACUGAAACCACCGAAGUUGGGGCUGUUACCUCGGAGAGCCCAAAAACCUAUUAAAAAACCCAGACACCACCGGACCGGAAACGGAGAAGAAGAAGAAAUGGAGCUAGCUCAUAAAAACCAACCACCCACCGUACCGGCGAUGACGACGACAGAUUAAAUUAAUUCAUGAAUUUUCCAACUGUACAAUCCUUAACAAAAUUCAGUCAUCUUUCUCAUCUCUACGCAUUAUUGCACCAAUAUCUGCAGGUUUCUCUACUUCAACUCCGAUCAUAUUGCACCAGGAAUGCCAUCCCCAAUUCUUCUUCUUCUUUUUUUUCCUUCUUUAAUUUUUGAGAAGAAAAUUCUUGGUUCAUUUAUUUUUUUUCUUAAAUUUAAUCACUAAACCUCUUUGAUUAAUGUAUUAUGAAUUAUAACAGGGAAAUUUAUCAUUUCCUCAAUAAAAGAUUCAUGACAACUUGUUAAC
Messenger RNA from Ipomoea triloba (trilobed morning glory), 1672 nucleotides. RefSeq names its product RNA-binding protein 24-A. NCBI's taxonomy places the organism in Eukaryota, Viridiplantae, Streptophyta, Magnoliopsida, Solanales, Convolvulaceae. Gene Ontology annotation, molecular function: RNA binding. The coding region runs from base 379 to 1263 and encodes 294 amino acids. The transcript has 6 exons. The record is from RefSeq and is a predicted model, not a curated record.